CUCACUUGGUUUCUGACGUCGGCUGCAGCAUGUCUGGAAGAGGCAAAGGCGGGAAGGGCCUGGGCAAGGGCGGCGCCAAGCGGCACCGCAAGGUGCUGCGCGACAACAUCCAGGGCAUCACCAAGCCCGCCAUCCGCCGCCUGGCCCGCCGCGGCGGCGUCAAGCGCAUCUCGGGGCUCAUCUACGAGGAGACCCGCGGCGUGCUCAAGGUCUUCCUGGAGAACGUCAUCCGCGACGCCGUCACCUACACCGAGCACGCCAAGCGCAAGACCGUCACCGCUAUGGACGUGGUGUACGCGCUCAAGCGCCAGGGACGCACCCUCUACGGCUUCGGCGGCUAAGCUGUCACCCUGACUCCCUCGACACAACUCCCAAAGGCCCUUUUCAGGGCCGCCCACAUGUCUC
Suncus etruscus (white-toothed pygmy shrew) is the source of this 405-nucleotide messenger RNA. RefSeq names its product histone H4. Gene Ontology annotation, molecular function: protein heterodimerization activity; structural constituent of chromatin; DNA binding. The transcript has a single exon. The record is from RefSeq and is a predicted model, not a curated record. Gene Ontology annotation, cellular component: nucleosome. Gene Ontology annotation, biological process: nucleosome assembly. NCBI's taxonomy places the organism in Eukaryota, Metazoa, Chordata, Mammalia, Eulipotyphla, Soricidae. The coding region runs from base 30 to 341 and encodes 103 amino acids.